AUGAUAUUAGGAAAGAGACUGAAACGUGGUGCUCUAACUGACUCACAUAAGCAAGCAAGUGCAUCAACAUCAGACAGAUCACGGAGGAUGGAACAACAUGGCUGCGCUCUUCCAGCUCCUAUGAUAUUAUCAAUAAUACUUAGAAUAUUUCCACAUAUUCGUAGUUGGGGGACAAUUCUACUAGGGCAUGUGCCACGUGGUGGAGGAGGUGGCGGUGAUGGGGGACUUCUUGGUAGAGGAAUUGGUGGAGGAGUUCGUGAAGAAGGUGUUGGAGGAGAAAUUGGUGGUGUUCGUGGAGAAGAAUUUGGUGGAGAUACUGGCGGUGUUUGUGGAAGAGAAGUUGGUGGAGUUCUUGGUGGAGAAACUGGUGAUGUUUGUGAAGGAGCCAUUGGUGAAUUAUUUGGCGGAGAGGUUGGUGGCACACGCGGAGGAAAAGUAGGUGGAGUUCUUGGUGGAGGGACUGGUGGUGUCCGUGGAGAAGCUAUAGGUGGACUACUUGGCAGAGAGGUCGCUGGCAUAGUCGGUGGGGCAAGUGGAGGAGAAGUUGGUGGAAGGAUUGGUGGUGUCCGUGGAGGAGCCAUUGGUGGACUCCUUGGCGGAGAGGCCGGCGGCGCACGUGGAGGAGAAGUUGGUGAAGUUUUUGGUGGAGAGGCUGGUGGUAUCCGUGGAGGAGCCAUUGGUGGACUUUUUGGCGGAGAGGUCGGUAGUGCACGCGGAGGAGAAGUUGGUGGAGUUCUUGGUGGAGGGACUGGUGGUGUUCGUGGAGAAACCAUUGGUGGACUCUUUGGCGGAGAGGUUGGUGGCGCACGUGGAGGAGAAGUUGGUGGAGUUCUUGGUGGAGAGACUGGUGGUGUUUGUAGAGGAGUCAUUGGUGGACUCCUUGGCGGAGAGGUUGGUGGCGCACGUGGAGGAGGAGUUGGUGGAGUUCUUAGUAGAGGGAUUGGUGAUGUUCGUGGAGGAGCCAUUGGUGGACUCUUUGGCGGAGAGGUUGGUGGCUCACGUGGAGGAGAAGUUGGUGGAGUUUUAGGUGGAGGAACUGGUGGUGUUCGUGGAGGAGCCAUUGGUGGACUCCUUGGCGGAGAGGCUGGUGGCGCACGUGGAGGAGGAGUCGGUGGAGUUCUUGGUGGAGGGACUAGUGGUGUUUGUGGAGGAGCCAUUGGUAAAUUCUUUGGCGGAGAGAUCGGUGGUGCACGUGGUGGAGGAGUCGGUGGAAUUCUUGGUAGAGCGAUUGGUGGUGUCUGUGGAAGAGUUAUUGGUGGACUUUUUGGCGGAGAGGUUGGUGGCACAAGUGGAGGAGAAGUUGGUGGUGUUCGUGGAGGAGCCAUUGGUGAACUCCUUGGCGGAGAGGUUGGUGGCGCACGUGGAGGAGAAUUCGGUGGAGUUCUUGGUGGAGGGAUUGGUGGUGCCCGUGGAGGAGCCAUUGGUGGACUCUUUGGCGAAAAGAUUGGUGGUGCACGCGGUGGAGGAGUCGGUAGAGUUCUUGGUGGAGCGAUUGGUGGUGUCUGUGGAGGAGCCAUUGGUGGACUUUUUGGCGGAGAGGUUGGUGGCACACGUGGAGGAAAAGUUGGUGGUGUUCGUGGAGGAGCCAUUGGUAGACUCCUUGGCGGAGAGACUGGUGGCGCACGUGGAGGAGAAGUCGGUGGAGUUCUUGGUGGAGGGAUUGGUGGUGCCUGUGGAGGAGCCAUUGGUGGACUCUUUGGCGGAGAUAUCGGUGGUGCACGCGGUGGAGAAGUCGGUGGAGUUCUUGGUGGAGCGACUGGUGGUGUCUGCGGAGGAGCUAUUGGUGGACUUUUUGGCGGAGAGGUUGGUGGUACACGUGGAGGAGAAGUUGGUGGUGUUCGUGGAGGAGCCAUUGGUGGACUCCUUGGCGGAGAGGCUGGUGGCGCACGUGGAGGAGAAGUCGGUGGACUCUUUGGCGGAGAGAUCGGUGGUGCACGUAGAGGAGGAAUUGGUGGAGAGACUGGAGGUGUCUGUGGAGGAGCCAUUGGUGGAUUCUUUGGCGGAGAGGUUGGUGGCACACGUGGCGGAGAAGUUGGUGGAGUUCUUGGUGGAGAGACUGAUGGUGUUCGUGGAGGAGCCAUUGGUGGACUUCUUGAUGGAGAGAUUGGUGGCGCACCGGGAGGAAAAGUCGAUGGAGUUCUUGGUGGAGGGACUGGUGGUGUUCGUGGAGGAGCCAUUGGUGGAGUUGAUGGUGGAGGAACUGGUCGUGGAGGAAUCGUUGGUGGACUUCUUGGGUUUGGUGGUGGAGGUGUGCGGGGACGGGUUGGUCUAUUUGCUUCCGUCUGGCCGAAAAUGACGAUGGUAAGUACAAAAAAUAAAGCUACACUUGCUUGUGAAUAUUUUGGAUCUAUUUUCUUCAUCGUGAUAUGUCUUCGAAGGAGGACUAUUGUAUACGGUUAUUGUUUAUCUAACAAG
Molecule: messenger RNA, 2415 nt
Organism: Thlaspi arvense
Lineage: Eukaryota; Viridiplantae; Streptophyta; Magnoliopsida; Brassicales; Brassicaceae
Source: the annotation of a GenBank genome assembly